AUGAUUGAUUCAGAGUUUACACGUCGUCCUGUUACACCGCCUGAAGAAACCAGAAGAAAGUCCACUGUCCUUGCUGAUUUGAAUCAACCCACGAGCGUCCGUUCUACCAAGCCAAUGAGUGGUACUACUCCUACUAGUCAUAUUACUACAACCGAUGCUACUACUACUGCACCAUCGAUGCAGGAUCCUACUGCUACUACCAGUAGCAGCAGCAGCAGCAGUGGCAGUAGUGAGCGAACCGAAGUGACCCAACGCAUCGAACGCCAAAUUUAUCAGCUUUUGCAAUGGGAGAAUCCUAUAAGAUCCGCUGUCACCCUUGGUGUCAUUCUUUUAAGUCUUAUCUUGGCACGCUCAUACUCGCUUUUGCAAAUUGGUGCUGCCUUGUUGACUAUUGGGAUUGGUCUCAAUUUGAUUUAUGUGACAUUUGUUGUGCAGACACAAAAGGUGUUUAGCGACUCUAAAAACCCGGUGCAUCCUUACAGUGGUGUGAUUGGUCGCAAGGAAGACUUUACGAGCAUUGAUAAACGUACUGUUCACCAUUAUAGCUCAUUGGCCGUUGAUAUUGCCGAGACAGUGAUUCGUGCCCUUGCACGCAUUGUAUUUAUUGAAGAUAGCAUGACUAGCUUAAAGUGGCUCGUUAUCUUUUACUUGACAUGGACCGUUUCAGCACACGUGUCGAGCCGUACCAUUAUUGGUUUCUUUGUGGUCUCGGCGUUUGUGUUCCCCCGGCUCUACAUGUCUAACAAGGGUAUUAUCGAUUCCCAUAUCCAACAUGGCGAAGCGGUCAUCAAGCAACAACUAUCCACUGCCCAGGCUUUUGUUGAAGAUAAUGUUACCGAUGCCAGUGCCAAAAUGAAAGCCUACUUUGCAAAGGCUGGUACCUCUGGCACUGAUGCAAAGAACUCCCUCCAGAAUACUUCAGCUACUAUGAAAAAGACCGAGUAA
This is a messenger RNA of Lichtheimia ornata, 945 nucleotides long. RefSeq lists its product as uncharacterized. The record is from RefSeq and is a predicted model, not a curated record. The transcript is spliced from 4 exons. Bases 1 to 945 code for a protein of 314 amino acids. NCBI's taxonomy places the organism in Eukaryota, Fungi, Mucoromycota, Mucoromycetes, Mucorales, Lichtheimiaceae.